AUGGAUGUUGCGGAAUUAGCCCGUCGUGUUCAUGCCGAUGGGUUUGUGGCGUUGCCUGUUGCAACGUACGAAGUCCCAGCGUCCGUUGUGGAGCAACUACGCACGCAAGUUCUCAACCGCUACGAGGAAUUCCUUACCGAAGCUGCCAACAAGAAACUGGACUUGAAACUCCGUGAAAAUGCUGAGCGUCUCCCAGGUUUCUACGUGCGUGAAGGCGGUCGGAUUGACAUGCAGUUGAGCACUUCUGCCUUCCAGACUCGGCCCUUAACAUCACAGACAGCGGAAGCUGUUCACUCCGUGGAUAUGAAGUUGCUCAAGGACAUGGCUACAUCCUGGCAACCAGUGCUCAAGGAACUCUUCGCACCAGAUGAAUACCAUCUUGAAUACAUCGGCUGUGUACUCUCGCAACCCGGAGAUGACGAUCAGAACUGGCAUUUGGAUGGAGUUCACCGCAACCAACACGUUCAGGAACCUGUGGACCGCCUCAACGUGUUUGUGCCGUUAGUGGCAAUCACGGACGACACUGGAGGCACCGAGAUGAAGAAAAAGUCGCACAUUCAUGACAACGGAGCUCGUGGAACAGCAUUUGACGGUUAUCGAGAUCUUCUGAGUGUUACGGCGUGUGUCGAAGCGGGGACACCGAUCGUCAUGGACUACCGUGUAUGGCACCGAGGUCUGGCCAACACUAGCGAGGGCACUGUGCGUCCUCUGCUCUACUUCAAAUACGCAAAAGUGUCGCCUGUGGUCAAGAGUGCGAUUGAUACUGAGAGAAAGAACAAGAAACGGAGAAUUACACCCAAAUUAGUGUAA
Phytophthora nicotianae INRA-310 is the source of this 810-nucleotide messenger RNA. RefSeq lists its product as hypothetical. The transcript is spliced from 2 exons. Bases 1 to 810 code for a protein of 269 amino acids. The record is from RefSeq and is a predicted model, not a curated record. Lineage: Eukaryota; Oomycota; Peronosporomycetes; Peronosporales; Peronosporaceae.